GGAACAGCUCUCAUCAUCGCUUAAAGAAACUGUGUAGUCACUGUGUGUGACCGGUCUGCAGCUCAAAAACGAACAUAAUUUAAUCCUAUCUUGCAUUUUUUAAUUUCCACACAGGUCUUCAUAGCGUACCCGCUUCUAUAACCGGCAUCAUGUCUAUUAUGUCAUAUAACGGAGGUGCCGUCAUGGCCAUGCGUGGAAAGAACUGUGUGGCGAUAGCGUCAGACCGGAGGUUUGGUAUCCAAGCACAACUGGUGACCACUGACUUUCAGAAAAUUUUCCCCAUGGGAGACAGACUCUUCAUUGGGCUGGCCGGCUUGGCCACAGACGUACAGACAGUAUCUCAAAGACUGAAAUUCCGCUUGAACUUGUAUGAACUGAAGGAAGGCCGACAGAUCAAGCCAAAGACCUUCAUGAGCAUGGUGUCCAACCUUCUGUACGAGAAGAGGUUUGGGCCUUACUACAUUGAGCCUGUGAUUGCUGGUCUGGACCCAAAGACCUUUGAACCCUUCAUAUGCUCUCUGGACCUUAUCGGAUGCCCUAUGUUUACAGAAGACUUUGUUGUUAGCGGUACCUGCUCAGAGCAGAUGUACGGCAUGUGUGAGUCGCUAUGGGAACCUGACAUGGAACCGGAGGAUUUGUUUGAGACCAUCUCACAGGCCAUGCUGAAUGCUGUCGACAGAGAUGCAGUGUCUGGAAUGGGCGUUGUCGUUCAUGUCGUUGAGAAGGAUAAGAUCACCACACGCACCCUGAAGGCCAGAAUGGAUUAGAAAAAAACUACUGCUGCACUUCCUCUUCUACAAAUCUUUGUUUUUGUACUGAAAUAGAAUAUGCUUCAUCCCAUUUGUCACCAAUAUGAUUAAAUUGUUCAAUAAACAA
Messenger RNA from Triplophysa rosa, 876 nucleotides. RefSeq names its product proteasome 20S subunit beta 3 (gene psmb3). The transcript has 6 exons. Gene Ontology annotation, cellular component: proteasome core complex; proteasome core complex, beta-subunit complex. The record is from RefSeq and is a predicted model, not a curated record. NCBI's taxonomy places the organism in Eukaryota, Metazoa, Chordata, Actinopteri, Cypriniformes, Nemacheilidae. Bases 150 to 767 code for a protein of 205 amino acids. Gene Ontology annotation, biological process: proteasome-mediated ubiquitin-dependent protein catabolic process.